Epithele typhae is the source of this 999-nucleotide messenger RNA. RefSeq names its product mitochondrial carrier. The record is from RefSeq and is a predicted model, not a curated record. The transcript has 4 exons. NCBI's taxonomy places the organism in Eukaryota, Fungi, Basidiomycota, Agaricomycetes, Polyporales, Epitheliaceae. Bases 1 to 999 code for a protein of 332 amino acids.
AUGACCUCCGCACUCCCCCCGCUCGUCCAGGCCUGCAGCGGUGCGCUCGCCAGUGCCGCCGCGAACACCAUCUCCUACCCCCUCGAUCUCGUCGCGACACGGCUCCAAACCUCCAACACGCGGCGAACGCGCGGGCUCCGCGGGCUCUCCCUCGUUCUCAUGCACAUCCGUCGCACAGAAGGACUCGCCGGUCUCUAUGACGGGCUUGGCGCAGACACGGCGUCGAUGCUGGUGUCAAACUUCCUCUAUUACUACUUCUACACUCUUUUGCAUGCCCUCGUGGCUCGGCGACGCAUGUCAUCGGACGUGUCGCUGCUCAAGGCGAUCAAACGUGCCCUCACGUCACCCACGCCCCCCGUCCUUCUCGGCGUCCCAGCAGAACUCGCGGUGGGAUUCCUCGCGGGCGUGGCCAAUCGCGCCGUGUCGACGCCCUUGAACGUGGUGACGGUUCGCCUCCAAAUUGCCUCCGAAGACGACGACGAAGACGAACAGGACGAAGAGACCUCCACUCUCGGCCCCCCCGACAACGUUGCGCAAGUAGCACACUCGCUCUGUUCCCCGCUCCCCACACAGGCUCACAAGACUCCUGUGCUCACAGGCUUCCGCCCAGCGCUCCCACUCUGCUUCACCCCUGCGCUCACGCUCCUCUUCUUUCAGCUCCUCAGUCACCUUCACCCCCUCCGCCGAUUCUCUUCCUCUUCCCAGUCCUCUCUCGGAGCAUUUCUCAGCGGAGCAACUGCAAACGCACUUGCCGUCACGCUUCUCUAUCCACUCCUGCUUGCCAAGGUCCGUGUACAAGCCGCGGCGGGCAAGGGCAAUGCUGCGAAGGUGCCGACAAUUGCCGAGGUCUGGACGUCGGUGGUGGAGCGCGACGGAUGGGCAGGCUUGUACCGGGCGCUGGGCGCGCAGAUCCUGAAGGGGAUCAUGAGCCAAGGUGUCACAAUGCUCGUAAAGCAGCGGGUUGAGCGCGCAAUAGUGCGACUGUAUCUUAGAAAUUGA